UGAGUGGAUUGCAAUGCAGUACAUUUCAGUGCUAAGAAUACCAGAAGCAGGGACUUUUCGUGCUAUCUUUUCACUCAGUAAUGUAUUGAAUUAAUCGAGGUCGAUAUCAUUUGUUUAUUAUGUCACUGAAGUUGUUCUGGAGUUUCCGAAUUCGGUUUUCUUUUUUUUUUUGUUACACAUAUUAGCACCGCCCACCUGUGUAUCCUGUCAUUCUCGUUUGCCUAAUUCACUCUCAGUAAAAAGCAUCGCAUUGUGUAAAAUUCUCUUCACUACCGCAAAGGGCAGUGGUGUAGCAUGAACUAAACUCGGCUCGCUGAUGGUUUUUAUUGUAACUUGUUUUCCCCUCCACUUCUCAAAGCAAACGUUCUUUUAAUUUCGUUUUCAUGAAGUGAAACUUUCUUUUGAUCUGAACGCACAACUGCUGAAGAACUAAACAGGACAAGAACUGGCAGGCUGGUGGAUUGGACAGCAGCACACACACACAAGCCAGGAACAGCCGCAGUUACACUCACUACAGUCGAUCACGACACAAACAGCACCUGGGUUAAAGUUCCUCUUGGGCUUUGUCAUCUGCAAGACAUACAGAGGAUGGAAAAGCCAUGUCCUGGAUUUGUGAUCUUCUUUCUGUUCGCUAGUGCCAGCGGCCUGCAGCUCUGCAAGCAAUGGGAGGAUGGUAGAAACGGAGAGGUGUGUUGUAACGCCUGUGAAUCCGGUGCCUACAUGGACAAGAAGUGUGGGAAAGAGCAGAGUCAGCUGUGCAGGCCCUGCAUACAGGGCUCCUUCAACACAGAUCCCACCAAGAAACAGUGCGCCCCCUGCAGGACCUGCCAAGGUAAACUGAAGAUAGACAAGCCCUGCACGAAUGUAACAGAUACAAAGUGCACUUGUAUCGAGGGCUACCGGUGUGUCAGUGAUAACUGUGAGAGAUGUGCCAAGGUGUGCCAGCAAGGAGAGGAGCCCACGGACACAGGGGACUGCCGGCCGUGCCCUUCAGGCAAGUUCAACUCCGAGAAGAAUGGGCAGUGUAAUCCCUGGAGAGCAGAAUGCCCCCCGGGAGAGGUCAUAUGUACCAACGGCACGGCAGAAAAGGAUAUCGAGUGCGAGCCCAUCCCCGCAGAUGCAGGCGCGAACGUCACUGUGAUCGUCGUUGUUAUUGGCUCCACGUUCCUGGCCACGGCUGCCAUGUUUAGGCUGUACGCGGUCAAAGUGGCUGGGAAGAAAAAGGAGAAAGUGGCAGAGCCAGAGGCCAGGACUCGAGUGAUUCAGGUGGCCCAGGUGGAGGAGGACGCCUGCAGCUGCCGCUACCCAGAGGAGGAGCAGGGAGGCUGGGAUGAAUCGGAGGAGCUGGACAGCAAGCUCAUGGAGGUGUGAGAGCGCGCAGACGGAGAGACUCCCUGCAGAGUCACAGAGCACAACACUGACUUAGCUAAACAGCAUCCAGCGCUAACACAGGGCCCAGAAUCAGCUGUCGCUGAUUGCUCUGUUCACUUCUACUGCAGGGGGCGCAAACACAUGAUGGUGUGUGUGUGUGUGUGUGUGUGUGUGUGUGUGUGUGUGUGUGUGUGUGUGUGUGUGUGUGUGUCUGCAGCAGGUCACAAUGUUAUUGCUAAGAAUGGUGUUGCAGGGCACACUGUAAGAACUUCUUUAUAAAUUCAGCCAGAGCAGUGCUUGAUGAUAGCAGGGCUCAUGCUGUGACAGGACGCAGAGCAAAGAACCGCGUGAGAGUGUCUGAGUGCUUUACAUCAGUAUGACUGCAUGAGGGAUGGCAAUAAGAAUCCGACUGCAUAGCUGUUUCACCCGUUCCAGGUUUUAAUGCAAGCUUGAUUAGCCACAGUGUAUAAAGAACAAGCUUAGGUGUGUCUUAUUAAACUCGCAGUAAACCAGGAUCAAACUGCUCUGCAAUGGGAGUCUUAUUUCCAGCCCCUGAGAUGGUGGUCACUGGCUAGACUUCGUUAGACAUGAAUACCUUUCUGUUUAGUGCUUUAUUACAACCUUUUACUUGAAACUUUCCCGUCGUCAUUCGAGGGCAUUUAAAAAGGAAUCCACGAACCUGUCCGCUACACCCUGAAACCAGGCAGCAAACAGGAGUGAGGAUUUCAUCUCUUACCUGUGAAAUAUCCCGCGGCGUGCGUUCCACUGGGUCACUGCUGCUUGCGUCGUUAUUUCCCCCAAGCUUGCAAACUAUUCCUGCAAA
Polyodon spathula (Mississippi paddlefish) is the source of this 2194-nucleotide messenger RNA. RefSeq names its product tumor necrosis factor receptor superfamily member 9-like. Lineage: Eukaryota; Metazoa; Chordata; Actinopteri; Acipenseriformes; Polyodontidae. Gene Ontology annotation, cellular component: external side of plasma membrane. Gene Ontology annotation, molecular function: signaling receptor activity; cytokine binding. Bases 589 to 1371 code for a protein of 260 amino acids. Gene Ontology annotation, biological process: regulation of cell population proliferation. The record is from RefSeq and is a predicted model, not a curated record. The transcript is spliced from 8 exons.